AUGGAGGAAAUGGCAAUUGCUCGUUUUGUAUUCCAACUACUUUUUAACUGUGCAUUCGAAUAUUUUGAAAUUUCUUGUAUUAUAAUUAAUCCACAAAUGAUUGAAUUAUUGUUUGAUGAAGCAACAAAUAUGCCUUUACAAAUUCAUUCUCAAAGGACAGAAAUAUUUCAUGAUGAAGCUGAUUGUUUAAACUUUGCCUGGAAUCAUCUGAUUUCUAAUCAUCUUGGAAUUGAUCUUUGUUUCGGAGAUGAAGAAAUUAUGGGCGUUUUAUUAUUUAAAAUUUUGGCAAAAGGAGGAAAUAAAUUUUUAAAUGUUACUUAUGAAUAUCCUGACGUUGAACUUUACUUUUCAAUCGUAGAGUACAUAGAAACUUCCCAAGACAUUUCAAAAGUGGUGAAAGAAAUUAAAUUUGAAACUAUGGUUAAAUUUUCAAUUGAAAAGGCAGCAAAAAAUAAAAAUAAAUUAAAAAUUGAAGAGGAUGGUAAAACUACAAAAUUUCAACUUUUUAAUAAACACAAUCCAAAAAUUGAAUUUUCUGUAACUAUUAAAGUAAAGGAAGAAAAUUAUGAAGAAAUCGAAGAAGAAAGCGAAAGUAUUUUGGAAAAUUUUGAUAAUUUGGGGAUAGAAAAUGAUUUUGGGAUAAAUGUUGAUGCUGUAAUUAGAAGAAUUUAAUGGAGAUAA
Meloidogyne enterolobii is the source of this 681-nucleotide messenger RNA. The record is from the annotation of a GenBank genome assembly. Lineage: Eukaryota; Metazoa; Nematoda; Chromadorea; Rhabditida; Meloidogynidae.